AAAUGAAAUAAGUGUCGAGUUGGCGAAUGUUGUCGUUCUUCUGCAAUUUCCCCAUUUGAAGCUUUUCUCAUUCUUGGAAACGCAGAAACGACAAUGGCGCUAUCCAAAGGCUCUGAAACGGCAAAACCCAAACCGGUUAUACCAUGGAAGGCGCGCAUUUCAAUAACCUUUAUUUCUACGAUUACCGACGCUGCGCGUCGCUCUAACGGCACCAUUAAUCGCCGUCUAACGAACCUUCUCGAUCUCAAGGCACACGCCAGCUCCUCACCCGUUAAUGGUGUUACCUCUAAAGAUGUCACCAUUGACGCCGAAAACAAACUCUGGUUCCGAGUAUUCGCCCCCGCAGUCUCCCCCGCCGCCGGCACCCUCCCCGUCGUCGUCUACUUCCAUGGGGGUGGCUUCGCGUUCCUCUCGCCGGACUCCCUCGGCUACGACGCCGUCUGUCGCCGAAUAUGCCGCCACGUCCCCGCCGUCGUUGUUUCUGUCAACUACCGCCUCACACCGGAGCACCGGUACCCGUCACAGUACGACGACGGUGAGCUCUUCCUCCACUUCCUCGACGAGAAUCGCAUGGUACUGCCGGAAAACGCUGAUGUGUCAAAAUGUUUCCUUGCCGGCGACAGCGCCGGGGCUAACUUAGCUCACAACGUCGCAGUUCGGGUCGGGAAGAUGGGAAUCCGGGAAAACGAGGUUGGGAAUUCAGGGCUUCGGAGAAUCCGGAUCGUCGGGUUGGUGGCGAUCCAACCUUUUUUCGGUGGGGAGGAGCGGACGGAGGCUGAGGUGAGGUUUGAAGGUGCGCCGCUGGUGUCAAAGGAGAGGACCGAUUGGACGUGGAAGGCGUUUUUGCCUGACGGGUCGGAUCGUGACCACAGAGCAUGCAACGUGAGUGGGCCGAAUUCGGAGGAUUUGUCGGGUUUGGAUUACCCGGAUACCGUUGUUGUUGUGGGUGGGUUUGAUCCUUUACAAGAUUGGCAAAGGAGGUUUUACGAGUGGUUAACAAAAUCGGGUAAAAAGGCCCAAUUGGUUGAGUAUCCAAAGAUGUUUCAUGCUUUUUAUAUAUUUCCUGAUUUGCCCGAGUCUUCUCAAAUGAUCACACAAAUAAAGGAUUUCAUGAAUAAGAAACUCGCUGAAUAGAAUUGAUUAAUGUUGUUAUUCAUUUG
This is a messenger RNA of Vigna umbellata (rice bean), 1160 nucleotides long. NCBI's taxonomy places the organism in Eukaryota, Viridiplantae, Streptophyta, Magnoliopsida, Fabales, Fabaceae. The record is from RefSeq and is a predicted model, not a curated record.